Messenger RNA from Trichobilharzia regenti, 795 nucleotides. The record is from the annotation of a GenBank genome assembly. NCBI's taxonomy places the organism in Eukaryota, Metazoa, Platyhelminthes, Trematoda, Strigeidida, Schistosomatidae.
AUGGAGCGAAGUACAGACAGUCAAGAAGAAUCUAGUUAUCAAGACCAAACCUAUUAUGAAGGACUAGAUGGUUCCUUGCAGGAUCAUGAUACAGACUAUCAAACUGGAGAUAUCGAACAGAGGUCACCACUUCGGGAACAAGACCGAUUUCUUCCAAUAGCAAACGUGGCGAAAAUUAUGAAGAGAGCUGUACCUGGAAACGGAAAAAUUGCUAAAGAUGCUAAAGAAUGUGUGCAAGAAUGUGUAUCCGAAUUCAUUAGUUUCAUCACUAGCGAAGCAGCAGAUAAAUGUCAAACGGAAAAGCGCAAGACUAUCAACGGUGAGGAUAUCCUAUGUGCAAUGAAUACUCUAGGUUUCGAUAAUUAUAUUGAACCACUGAGGGCAUUUUUGGUCAAAUUUCGAGAGAUUAGCAAACUUGAAUCCUCUUUCAUCGAUGAAUCAUCUGCUGCCAGUACAAUGUCUACAGUUUCCCCAGCUGUUGGUUCAACGGUAAUCUUCGCUCCUACGCUAUUAUCAACCAGCACCAGUAGUCUGACAAGUAUAUCGUCACGACCUCUUCCUGGUAGGCAGUAUACUGUUGUUAAUGGAUCGAAUGAUAUUGAGCAUAACAAUAUACACUCCAUAUCAACUUCAGAUAUUAAAGUAGCAAAUGCAGCAAUGGCCGCCCUGGGUACUCCUGUGUCUACAUCUUUGGGGACAACAAUAAUAUUGCCUAUAUCAGCUCCUUUAACAUUUGUCAGUGGACCCCAACCCUCAGUCUCGUUAGCUGAUCAGUCGAAUAAUUCAACCUCUUGA